Messenger RNA from Bombina bombina (fire-bellied toad), 1309 nucleotides. RefSeq names its product potassium two pore domain channel subfamily K member 12 (gene KCNK12). Gene Ontology annotation, cellular component: membrane. The coding region runs from base 1 to 1239 and encodes 412 amino acids. The transcript is spliced from 2 exons. Gene Ontology annotation, molecular function: potassium ion leak channel activity. The record is from RefSeq and is a predicted model, not a curated record. Lineage: Eukaryota; Metazoa; Chordata; Amphibia; Anura; Bombinatoridae. Gene Ontology annotation, biological process: potassium ion transmembrane transport; stabilization of membrane potential.
AUGAUGCCUAGCAGGAGAACCAAAAGCUGCUGCUGCUUGUUGCCCUUGAAUGAAGACAACGGUCGUUUUCUGCUUCUUGCUAUUUUCAUUAUACUUUAUCUAAUAGCUGGGGCUACUAUAUUUUCCACAAUUGAGAGCCCGUCUGAAGCCUUAGCUCAUAAUCGCUGGAAUAGGAUACUGAACAACUUUAGUAGUUCUUUUAAUAUCAGCAUUCUUGAAUUGCGAUCCUUUCUAAGAGAUUAUGAAGCUGCAAUGGCUGCAGGAAUUAGGGCAGAUGCUCUCAGGCCAAGGUGGGAUUUCACUGGAGCUCUCUACUUUGUAGGAACAGUCGUGUCAACUAUUGGUUUUGGGAUGACCACUCCAGCCACAGUUACUGGAAAAGUGUUCCUUAUUUUUUAUGGUCUCUUUGGAUGUGCCGGGACUAUAUUGUUUUUCAACCUUUUCUUGGAACGUAUAAUAUCUCUCCUGGCUUUUAUCAUGAAAGCUUGUUAUGAAAGGAGGCUACGGCAAAGUGGACUUUUGCCCCCCACCGUACGCAGAGGAUCAUCAAUCUCAGAAGUAGACAGCCUGGUUGGUUGGAAGCCAUCAGUGUACCAUGUAAUGCUCAUUUUGGGUAUAUUUGCUAUAACACUUUCUUGCUGUGCAUCAGCCAUGUAUACACCAGUUGAAGAAUGGAACUACAUUGAUUCUUUAUAUUAUUGUUUUGUUACCUUUAGUACCAUUGGCUUUGGAGAUUUAGUAAGCAGCCAAAAUGCAGUGUAUCAAUAUCAGGGAUUAUACAGGUUUGGAAAUUUCAUGUUUAUACUACUGGGAGUGUGUUGCAUUUACUCUCUUUUUAACGUCAUAUCGAUUGUAAUCAAGCAAGUUUUAAACUGGCUUUUAAAAAAGUUUAGGUGCAGAUGUUGUUCUAAGUGCCAUAAAUCAAAUAGCCGUCUUGGGCGUCGUAAUGCCAUCACUCCUGGAGCUCGUUUCCGCAGGAAUGCCAUGUCUAUGGAGACAGAUGGAACCUACGACAGUGACACAGAGGGCAGGAGACUUUCUGGUGAAAUGAUCUCCAUGAGAGACCUGACAGCAUCAAAUAAGGUUUCUCUUGCAAUACUGCAGAAACAGUUAUCUGAAACAGCCAAUGGUUAUCCUAGAACUGUUUGCAUCAACACCAGGCAAAAUGGCUUCUCAGGAGGGGUCGGUGCUCUAGCCAUCAUGAACAAUAGGUUGGCAGAAACAAGUGAUUCUAGGUAGAGUCUUUUCGAAUUCCUAUUUUAGUUUAAGUACCUUUAUUUUUAAAUAAAAUUUGCCAAGCUUAUGGUUA